AUGUCAGCCACUCACUACGACGUCCUCGUCCUCGGCUCUGGCCAGGCAGGCAACCCCGUCGCCAAAGCCUUUGCCAAAGCCGGUCACAAGACAGCCGUCAUCGAGCGCGCCGCCUUGGGAGGCACCUGUGUCAACGUCGGCUGUACACCGACAAAGACCAUGAUCGCAUCUGGCCGCGCCGCGUAUAUGGCGCGACGGGACAGCGACUACGGCGUGCGAGCUGGAAACGGCCACGUCGAGAUCGACAUGGCUCGCGUGAGACAGCGCAAGCGCGCCAUCGUGGAGCAGUGGAACAGCGGUAGUGUCAAGGGGCUGGCCGCCGCGGGCGUCGAGGUUAUCAUGGGCGAUGCUAGCUUCGUCGGUGAUCGGAAGCUCAAGGUUGCGCUGCAGGACGGAGGCAACAAGGAGGUCAGCGCCAGUACUGUGUUCCUCAAUGUUGGAGAGAGGUCGGCGCGGCCCGAGAUCCCAGGGCUGGAUGACCUGGAGCCGGCACGUGUGCUGAACUCGACGUCCAUCAUGGAACUUGCUGAGGUUCCACGGCAUCUCGUCGUGCUUGGUGGUGGAUACAUCGGCCUCGAGUUUGGACAGCUCUUUCGCCGGCUGGGAGCUGAUGUCACUAUCGUUCAGAGAGCGAGGCAACUCGUACCGCGAGAGGACCCUGACGUGGCAGAGUGUCUCCUCGAUAUCCUUCGGCAAGAUGGCAUCACAAUACACUUGUCGAGUACGAUCGACUCCAUCUCGGCCACAAAGAACACGGAAACUCCAUUCUCGGUGAGCAUCAAGACUCCGACAGGUCAGACAGAAGUGUCAGGAUCACAUAUUCUCUUGGCGGCGGGCCGAGUGCCCAAUACAGAUGGGUUGAAUCUCUCUGAGGUCGGCAUCAAGACAACUGCCAAGGGGCACAUUGUUGUGGAUGACAGGCUCGGAACCACAGCUCCAGGGGUUUAUGCCCUGGGGGAUUGCCAUGGUGGCCCUGCCUUUACACACAUGUCCUAUGAUGAUUUCCGUAUCAUCCGCACCAACCUCCUUUCGGAGACCAUGUCAUCCACGACUCCAACCAUGGCUACAACGCAGGCCUCUAUCUCCAGAGUCCUGACCCCUUACUGCAUGUACACUGAUCCGCAGCUGGGUCAUGUCGGCCUUCACGCUAGAGACCUCGCCAACAGUACCAGAGAGAUCAAAAUGGCCAAGAUGCCCAUGAGUUAUGUCGCAAGGGCACUAGAAACGGCGGAGCCACGAGGCAUGAUGAAGGCGGCUGUGGACGCAAAGACGGGUGAGAUCUUGGGAUUCACGUGUUUGGGUAUUGAAGGAGGUGAGGUCAUGUCGAUUGUCCAGACUGCUAUGAUGGGUGGCUUGAAGUGGUGGGACCUGGAGGCGGCAGUCUAUGCCCAUCCAACUUUGGCUGAGAGCUUGAACAACCUCUGGGGACACCUGGAAUAA
Molecule: messenger RNA, 1440 nt
Organism: Fusarium vanettenii 77-13-4
Lineage: Eukaryota; Fungi; Ascomycota; Sordariomycetes; Hypocreales; Nectriaceae
Exons: 1
Coding region: 1-1440 (479 amino acids)
Molecular function (GO): oxidoreductase activity; flavin adenine dinucleotide binding
Source: RefSeq, a predicted model, not a curated record